AUGCUUGCAUUAUGCGAAGAAAGCAAAGAAGCUGGUAUUAAAACGUUGGUCAUGCUAGAUGAUCAAGGAGAGCAACUCGAACGAUGCGAAGGAGCUUUGGACACUAUCAAUACGGACAUGAAAGAAGCUGAAGAACACCUGAAGGGCAUGGAGAAAUGCUGUGGACUUUGUGUCUUACCUUGGAACAAAGCCGAUGAUUUUGAAAAGAAUUCCGAAUACGCCAAAGCGUGGAAGAAGGAUGACGAUGGCGGUGUAAUCUCAGACCAACCACGAAUCACCGUUGGUGAUGCAUCUAUGGGACCACAAGGAGGCUACGUUACCAGGAUUACAAAUGAUGCACGUGAAGACGAAAUGGACGAAAAUAUUCAACAGGUAUCAACAAUGGUUGGUAACCUUCGAAACAUGGCUAUUGAUAUGAGUACAGAAGUUUCGAAUCAAAAUAGACAGCUUGAUCGCAUUCACGAUAAGGUGAGUAUAGAGCUGAUUGGGGUUCAGUAA
Messenger RNA from Cylicostephanus goldi, 498 nucleotides. The record is from the annotation of a GenBank genome assembly. Lineage: Eukaryota; Metazoa; Nematoda; Chromadorea; Rhabditida; Strongylidae.